Cuscuta epithymum is the source of this 1157-nucleotide messenger RNA. The record is from the annotation of a GenBank genome assembly. Lineage: Eukaryota; Viridiplantae; Streptophyta; Magnoliopsida; Solanales; Convolvulaceae.
GCACUGAAUUGUUUAAUAAUAAGAAAAAGUACGAUUCGAGAUACUUUUCUGACUAUAUUGACUGAAGUUACUGUAGACGAUCAUUUAACUAUUUUUUCAUAUAAUUUUUCUUUAUUUAUUAAUAAAAUAUAUCAUAAUUUUUUUAUAAAUCAAUCAAUCAAUUCAAUCAUUUCAAUUACAACUUCAGAAAAUUCGUCCGAUAUCCAUAUUAGUAAAAGAGGCUCUAAAUUGGGACGGUUCAAUUUAUCCUUAAUAUGCAACUUAUGUUGUCUUGUUCGAUUGAAUGAUAGGUACAGAGAUGCGCAGAAGACCGAACAAUUCUGAUAACAACCUAUGAAGGGAAUCACAACCACCCAUUGCCGCCGGCCGCCAUGGCUAUGGCGUCCACAACCCAAUCGGCGACGAAGAUGCUGCUUUCCGGAUCCCUGCAAAGCGCUGACGGCGUAAUCAGCCCAAACAUGUUAGCCACCGCUUUAUUCCCGUGCUCGUCAAGCAUGGCGACAAUCUCAGCCUCUGCCCCAUUCCCGACCGUCAUGCUAGACCUAACCCAAACCACAAAUAAUAAUAACAGUAAUAAUCUACUCCAAUUUCCACCGCCAUUGACGCCGCAGGUUUUUGGGCAAGCUUUAUUUUCGCAGUCGAAAUUCUCAGGCCUGCAAUUUUCUCAGAACAGGGAAAAUCAGAACCAAAUCGCAGGAUCUGAUGUCAAUGCUCGGCUUCUUGAGACGAUCAAUUCCAUGGCUGGCGACCCGAACUUCACGGCUGCUUUAGCAGCCGCCAUUUCUUUCUUGAUCGGGAAUUCAUCAGAUCCGGCCAAUGUUACAAACUCCAACACCAACAAUAAUGGCAGUAACAAAUCCACCAAUUCUGGUGUUCAAGCAAAUUAAAUUUGAUAUACUAGACAGGGGAGGAUGAGUCUAUGACGAUACUCCAUAUGAUUCCGAGUUAUGAUGCUUUUUAAAAUUUUGUACUCGCUUCACCUUCAAAGUUUUGGUAGUUCAGUAUCUUCAUUUCGUUGAAUAAUGUAUUUUUAAUUUAAGUUUUGUUUGAUGUUUUUUAGCCCCAUAAGUCACAUUGAAGUAGUUUAUUUUCACGGAGAAUCAAUUGAGUCAUACUCCCUCCGUCCCGCUAUAAUUGUCCUAUUUUACCAUUUCGGU